CCCAGCUUCCUUCCCUCUCCUUUCCGGCCUCGCCUCUCCGCCUUUCCCCAAAAGCGCGCCUCCCUCCACGAAGCAACCCUCCAUUCCAUUCCAUUCCAUUCCUUGGCCGCGUAGCCCAAUUACCCAACCCAUCGAGGAGGGCGCGAAGGCAACCGCCUUCCCAUCCCAUCGGGCACCGGCCCGUCUGAUCCGAUCACACCAGAUCCUGCCGCCGCCGGUCGUCGCGCAUGGCCAAAGGCGACGCGCCCGCCUCCGCCCACGCCGCGGUGGCGGCGUCCCCGCGGUCGCCCAUGCCGCCGGAGACGCCGGCGACGCUGAAGCGGAGGCAGCGUGGGCUCGUGUCGCGGGUGUGGAAGGGCAUCUUCGGCGGCCGCGAGGACGUCGAGAAGCUGCUGCAGGCGCUGUCCAAGGAGGAGGAGGCCGUACGGGCGCGCCUCCGCCGCCGGGCCCGCUCCUCCCGCCAGUCCGCGCACAACGUCCUCGCCCUCGCCGCCGCGCUCGAGAUUGCUGCAGUUGGAUAUGCCAUCAUGACUACGAGGUCGCCGGACAUCAGCUGGCAGAUGAGGGCAGUCAGGGUGCUGCCCAUGUUCUUGGUUCCUGCUCUAGCUGCUCUCAUCUACUCGACCAUUACAAGCCUUGCGAAAAUGCUUGACAACAGAGACCAACAAACACUUGAAAAGCUUCGAACUGAAAGGCAAGCUAAGAUUGAUGAAUUGAAGGAGAGAACAAAUUACUACACUACUCAGCAACUUAUACAGAGAUAUGAUCUUGACCCAGCUGCAAAGGCUGCAGCAGCAACAGUUUUGGCAUCAAAAUUGGGUGCAGAUUCUGGAUUGAGAGUCAUUUUGGGAGAUGAAUCAAGCAGGGAUGCAGCACUGGGUAAAAGUAAUGAUAAUAAUCUUGGACAAACUACUGGACUUAGGCAAAGAAAAGGACACUUAAGCAAUGGUGCUGGAAGGGCCCAGUCCCUUGAGCCAUUUGAUAGCUCAAAUGUGUAUGAUGGUAGUGAAGAAGGCCCCAGCACUCCUAAUCAGAGGAAUGUUGAGCACUUUAGAGGUCCAGCUGGUAAUGAUGGGGGAUGGCUUGCACGAGUAGCAGCUCUGCUGGUAGGAGAGGAUCCAACACAGUGCUACGCUCUAAUUUGUGGCAACUGCCAUAUGCAUAAUGGUCUUGCGAGGAAAGAGGACUUUGCCUUCGUCACAUACUACUGUCCUCACUGUAAUGCCCUCAAUGGAUCCCGGCAAAACGAGGACCAUGAAUUGGUACCUAAUUCUGGCAAGGAGAGUCCGGAUUCUCAAUCUGGUGGCAUCAUUGGCCAAGGUGGUGCAAGCCUUGCAACCUCAGGUGCUGUAAGUCCUGUUGCAAGCAGCCUACCAACCGUUGAAGAACUCUCUGCAGAAGAUUCUGGGGAGAAGGCGAGCAGUGACCAACCUGCCAAUUGAACUCUUCAUUUCCUGUAUAUUACGUUUUUGUGAAGUAUUGUUUUGGAUUUGAGUCGGGGUGUCUGAAUUUUUGUACCUACCAUGUAGUAUAUGGAGUACCAUGCUUACUGCAUGAGUUGUCUAGCAACUGGUAGCUCUUGGUGGUCUCAUCGUGGUUUCGUUCCUAGGGUACCAGGACAACGCCCAUUUGCUGGCAUCUUGUCGCAACAAAGGGCCUGAACGGUGAUGGGAUGUAUUGUUCUUUGUUUAUUGAGUGUAUAGUCUUUGAAAGGCUUUCGACAUCGUUUUCAUUUUUAUUAUGACCGAGUUCUACGUUCAUCGAAGCA
This is a messenger RNA of Sorghum bicolor (sorghum), 1768 nucleotides long. RefSeq lists its product as uncharacterized. The transcript has 5 exons. The coding region runs from base 228 to 1442 and encodes 404 amino acids. Gene Ontology annotation, cellular component: endoplasmic reticulum tubular network. NCBI's taxonomy places the organism in Eukaryota, Viridiplantae, Streptophyta, Magnoliopsida, Poales, Poaceae. The record is from RefSeq and is a predicted model, not a curated record. Gene Ontology annotation, biological process: endoplasmic reticulum tubular network organization.